Messenger RNA from Nymphalis io (European peacock), 927 nucleotides. RefSeq lists its product as uncharacterized. Lineage: Eukaryota; Metazoa; Arthropoda; Insecta; Lepidoptera; Nymphalidae. The transcript has a single exon. The coding region runs from base 1 to 927 and encodes 308 amino acids. The record is from RefSeq and is a predicted model, not a curated record.
AUGAAUACUCCCGUUCGAUACAGUCAAAUUCCUACGGUUGAAGAUUCACUUGAUAUGUCGUGUGAUUAUACCGAAGUUGGCAACGUCAUACCGAGCGAAAGUCAAACAACACACUUAAACAACAAUAACGUAAUCACUAUGGACAAAAUAAGUGAGUUGCUUGAUCAAAAAUUGAACACCACACUACAAGCACAUAUGAACAAUCUUCGUUUGACACUACGAGAAGAUAUAAAAACUCUAGUGCGUGCCGAAAUGGAUGCAGCAAUACAAAAUUUAAAAGACGAAUUCUCUUCAACUACUGAUUUCAUCUGCGCUGAACAAGAAAAUUUAAAAAAAGAAGUUGACAUUAAAACAAAACUUAUUUCUAGUUUGGAGACUGAGAACUCACGGUUACGUAACGACGUGCAGAAGAUCAACAAUCGUAUAUGUAUGCUUGAAAAAAGUUCCCGUAACCAUAACGUCGAGAUACAAGCCGUGCCGGAGUCGCGUAAUGAAAACGUCAUGGAUCUGUUUAAAAGAUUAUGUGAAAUCAUUAAUGUACCCCUCGAUCCCAUACAAAUUCACGCAUGCCGCCGUGUCGCCAAAUUAAAUCCAUCCUCAGCUCGACCGCGUAAUAUUCUGGUUACCUUAAGCUCUCCUUACAUAAGAGACACCAUCCUAUCAGCUGUACACAGAUACAAUAAAAGCCAUCCAAAAGAAACAUUAAACUCGAGCCUUAUAGGAGUUACUGGCGAGUCAAGAAAAAUCUAUGUAACGGAACACCUAUCCCCAGAAUGUAAAAUGAUUCACGCCUCCGCACGGAAAGUCUCUAAAGAGAAACAAUAUAGAUAUGUCUGGGUCAAGUAUGGAAACGUCUAUAUGCGCAAAAACGAAUCGUCGUCUGCCAUCCUUAUCAAAAACGAAGAAUGCUUAAAAAACUUAAAAUAA